AUGAUUGGCGAUUCCUCCAUUGACCCGCAACUCGGAGAGCGCCAAUACUCCAUCUUCAGUCAAGCAUCUACCCUGGUUGGGGACUCCAGGCCGGUCGACAGCACAGAGCUCCUCCACAGCCUCGUCGAGCAUGGCGCACUUAAUUCCAUCACCGACACCCUCGACAUAGCUAGACGUAUAGGAGACACCGACAUCCUUGCCUCUCUCAUCGAUCCCCGCCUUAUCGCCCAACGAGAGCGCAUGAUAGCAUCCCUCCCCCCUGACCUUUGGAAACACAUCCUCUCCCACCUCGAUCUUGUUUCUGCUGCUGCGCUCACCAUCGCCAGCAAGACUCUGUUCUUAAAACUAGGCACGUCCUCUCUAGCCACUCUAAACGCACCCCAAAACCGCCCCUCCCGCCUCCGCUUCCUCCAAUACCUCGAUCCCACCCUCCCCCUCCACCUCCUCUGCUUCCCCUGCGCAACCUACCACCUCCGCCUCAACCCAGGCCAAGAGCGCCUAACAGCCGACUACACCUCCACCCCCCUCUUCCUCUGCCCAAAAGUCCACAGCUCCGUCCUUCCCCGCACCCGCCUGACCCACGCCCGCGCCCUCCCCCUCGCCUUCGUCCAACUCGUUCUCCGCGCCCACUGCUACGGCCCCACCUACGGCAUCCCCACCGCCACCCUCUCCCGCCGCUGGAACUGUCCCCACAGCAACUGGCGCCACGCGACGCGCUACAUGGUGCACCGCGACCACCUCCUCAUGCGCGUGGUCUCGCAGUGCAUCGCGGAGCCGAAACUCACGCCCACGGGCGAGCGAAUGCUCCUCUAUUCCCGCGAGGAGUACGAGCCCUACUUCUCCGUCUGCGCGCACUGGCGCGAUGGCGUGCUGAUGGACGUGUGUAAGUGCGCGCUCAGCCACAUCCCGGAGCGGCCGAAGGCAGGCGUGCGGGAGGUGCUGGCUUCUGGGCCGAAAGGAACUGCGGCUGCCGCGCUGAGAGGGAUGCAGGGUGGGGCAGGGCAGGGGAUGAUGGUGAGGGGGUGUGGGGUGUGUGGGCCCAUGCGGCGGUGUAAGGAUUGUGCGAGUGAGUAUCUGGUUGAGGUGAAAAUGGUGGAGGAUGAGCGGGAUAAGGUGGUGAGGUUUAAGCAUGCGAUUACGGUGACGAGGUGGGCGGAUUUGGGGGACGGGAGGGAGGUGGAAGGGGGAGAGUGGGGGGCGAUGAAUGGGGUGAAGCUACACGGUAAGGCGUAUGAUUCUUUUGGGAUUAUUGGGGGCAGGGCGUUGAGUGGGAUUUUUGAGGCGGAGAUUAGUGGAAGUAUUCCGGGUCAGAGGAUUUUAAAUUUGAACCCUGAGGGCGCGGAGAGGAAUGAAGAAGGGGGUGGGUGGUACUGAUGAGUAGUAAAGCCAAAUUGCGAAGUCGGAGUACAUCUAACGGCAAUAAUUACGCAAUAUUAACACUCGUUGAUCAAUAACGGUUUCGGUGAUUUAGCUCAAACGAAUCCCCUGAAAUGCAAAUACGCAACUACGUCUACAAAUCCGUUUUUCGUUUUUAGCGGAAGGGGUGUUUUGGUAUAUGGGACUCAGUAGCGCCAAUUGCGCGUUCAAAGCUAGCAUAGCCUCCCAUC
Molecule: messenger RNA, 1607 nt
Organism: Mytilinidion resinicola
Lineage: Eukaryota; Fungi; Ascomycota; Dothideomycetes; Mytilinidiales; Mytilinidiaceae
Exons: 2
Coding region: 1-1374 (457 amino acids)
Molecular function (GO): protein binding
Source: RefSeq, a predicted model, not a curated record